AGCAUGAGGUCACCUGGAGCGAGAUCCUCUGGGGCAAGGAGGGCGUCGCAAAGGAGAGCAUCCUCAAGGCCGCUGGCCGCGUGCGGGAUCGCCUGAAGGGCAACGCGCCGCAGAUUGACUCGACCGCGAGCGAUGAUGGGUCUGCUGCGAAGUGGAACAAGGGUGAGUCGAAAGUCAAGGCGAAGGGAGCAUCCGUCGAGCUGCAGGCAGAUGCUGCGCUGCGAAGCGCAUCGGUCGCCUUUGACGCUAAUGUGCCUCGCCUCCUACGCUGACGCAUGCUUCUGGUACAGACUGGGAGGAAGCGCAGGGCACCUCGCGUGCAGCGAAGGAGAGUCAAGAACGGCGCGAUGCAGCGGCCGCACAGGCGCAAGCCGACGCACGGGCAGCGCAGGCAGCUGCUGCCGCACCGGCAGAGCCCGCAGCACCCGUGCGGCCACCGAAGCGCUUCAUCAUCUAGCGCGGCGUCUUUUCGGCUGCCUCGGCCUGUCUGCCUGGCGGUCUACGAUACCAUGAAGCUACGAUACCACUGCGCCUCGGCGUGCGGGGCAGCGCCUUGCCCUGCACUUGGCGAGGUCGUCAUCUGCAGCUGUCAGCGCCUCGAGGAACUCUUGGCUCGCGACGACCAAAGCCGCUUCAGCACUGCAGCUGCCUGCGCCGCAUCGUUCUCGGUUCUGCAUGCCCUCUGGCAGAGGCCCCGCUGCUUCGAGAGCACGUUGAACACGACAGACUGCGAGCUAGCCAGGCUCUCCAAGGACGCACGGCUCCUUCUCGGUCGUUCUCUCUUCGCGAGGAGACAGGCUGUGAAUCGCCGAGGAUGCCAGGUCAGGGCUGUCAGGAGAGAGCUCAGCCCCUCUGCCUAUCGUUCGGCGACUUGCACGGCACAUCUUCGCUCAUCGCCGGCAAGAGCCCCUCACACCGCCGAGGCGGGCCCUGCGUCGCACCGUGGGCCGAGCCACCGCGCAAGCAUGUGGGGGUACGGAUGUCUCGGCUCACGCACCGCGGGAAGAAUGCCGCCAACAAUGUCCACACGAUCUCUUGCAUCUGCGCCCUGUCGUGUCUUUUCGCUUGACCAGGCACACGUGGCUGGAAUCUGAACGUCAGGCACUGCGGCCGUGGGCGGAUGGUGGCCUCUCUCUUCCGAAAGCAGGGUGCAGGCACCUGCUCGGCCGGCGGCCGAUAGCGUGGACCGUUCGGGAGGACAUCGUGCUCCUCGCCCCUCUCUGCACGCACUCAGAGUCAAGGUCCGGGCGUCCGGAGGGGCGCGGAUGUACAGUGGUUCCGAGCUGAA
Messenger RNA from Tilletiopsis washingtonensis, 1288 nucleotides. RefSeq lists its product as hypothetical. Bases 276 to 1094 code for a protein of 272 amino acids. The transcript has a single exon. The record is from RefSeq and is a predicted model, not a curated record. NCBI's taxonomy places the organism in Eukaryota, Fungi, Basidiomycota, Exobasidiomycetes, Entylomatales.